AUGCAAAAGUAGCCCAAGUCUAGGCACUCCACGCGAGCGAUCCCGGUGCUCGCUGCUCGCGCUUUCGCUGCUCUCCGAACGCCCUGCUUCUCACCACCGUUUUGGGUGUCAAGAUGUCGCUUUCCAACAAGUUGACUCUGGACCGGCUGGACGUGAAAGGGAAACGAGUCAUCAUGAGAGUGGACUUUAAUGUUCCUAUGAAGAACAACAAGAUAACAAACAAUCAGAGAAUCAAGGCAGCCAUCCCAAGUAUUAAAUUCUGCUUGGACAAUGGAGCCAAAUCAGUUGUUCUUAUGAGCCACCUGGGCCGGCCUGAUGGUAUCCCCAUGCCCGAUAAGUACUCUUUGGAGCCAGUGUCUGGAGAACUUAAAUCUCUGCUAGGCAAGGAUAUUUUGUUCUUGAAAGACUGUGUAGGUCCAGAAGUGGAGAAAGCUUGUGCUGACCCUGCCCCUUCUUCUGUCAUCCUGCUGGAAAACCUCCGUUUUCAUGUGGAAGAAGAGGGUAAAGGAAAAGAUGCUUCUGGCAACAAGGUUAAAGCUGAACCAGCCAAAAUAGAAGCCUUCCGAGCAUCACUUUCCAAGCUAGGGGAUAUUUAUGUCAAUGAUGCUUUUGGCACUGCUCACCGAGCUCACAGCUCCAUGGUUGGAGUCAAUCUGCCACAGAAGGCUGGAGGAUUUUUGAUGAAGAAGGAGCUGAACUACUUUGCCAAGGCUCUGGAGAGCCCAGAGAAACCUUUCCUGGCGAUCUUGGGCGGAGCUAAGGUUGCAGACAAGAUCCAGCUGAUCAAUAAUAUGCUGGACAAAGUCAAUGAGAUGAUUAUUGGUGGUGGAAUGGCUUUUACCUUCCUUAAGGUGCUAAACAACAUGGAGAUUGGCACUUCUCUGUUUGAUGAAGAGGGAGCCAAGAUUGUCAAAGACCUGAUGUCCAAAGCUGAGAAGAACGGUGUGAAGAUUACCUUACCUGUUGAUUUUGUCAUUGCUGAGAAGUUUGAUGAAAAUGCCAAGACUGGCCAAGCUGAUGUGGCCUCCGGUAUACCUGCUAACUGGAUGGGCUUGGACUGUGGUCCUGAAAGCAGUAAGAAGUAUGCUGAAGCUGUUGCUCGGGCUAAGCAGAUUGUCUGGAAUGGACCCGUAGGCGUAUUUGAAUGGGAAGCAUUCGCCCGAGGAACCAAAGCCCUCAUGGAUGAGGUGGUGAAAGCUACUUCCAGAGGAUGCAUCACCAUCAUAGGUGGUGGAGACACUGCUACUUGCUGUGCCAAAUGGAAUACGGAAGAUAAAGUCAGCCAUGUGAGCACUGGGGGUGGAGCCAGUUUAGAGCUCCUGGAAGGUAAAGUCCUUCCUGGGGUGGAUGCUCUCAGCAACGUUUAAUAUUUUCCUGCCUUUUGGUUCCUGUGCACAACCCCUAAGUCAACUAAGUGCUUUCUACAUCUCCUCUUGGUAUUAGCUAAAAUCUUUCCCUAUGUCAAGAUUCAGCUAGUAGCCACUAGAUGAGGCACCAUGAACCUUUAGAUUUACACAGCAUCUCAGCUUAUCUUUUUACUGCACCGUGGAUUUGCGUACAUUCUUCAAGAUCCCAUUUGAAUUUCUCAGUGACUAAACCAUUGUGCUAAAUUUUUAUUUUGCCUGUUUAAAAAAGCUACUAGUUAUCUUUUUGAAGUAGUUUAUUCUAAUUAUUUUUAUCAGUGUUUCACUAUUCAGCAUGGAAAUGAUGAAAUUCCUGCUAUAGGGAAUUGGGAUGAAAUUGGUCACCUAUUAAAUAAAUAAUAAAAGUAUCUGUUGAAACUGGGA
Molecule: messenger RNA, 1787 nt
Organism: Suncus etruscus (white-toothed pygmy shrew)
Lineage: Eukaryota; Metazoa; Chordata; Mammalia; Eulipotyphla; Soricidae
Gene: PGK1
Product: phosphoglycerate kinase 1
Exons: 11
Coding region: 114-1367 (417 amino acids)
Biological process (GO): glycolytic process; gluconeogenesis
Cellular component (GO): cytosol
Molecular function (GO): phosphoglycerate kinase activity; ATP binding; ADP binding
Source: RefSeq, a predicted model, not a curated record